This is a messenger RNA of Blumeria graminis f. sp. triticale, 1320 nucleotides long. NCBI's taxonomy places the organism in Eukaryota, Fungi, Ascomycota, Leotiomycetes, Helotiales, Erysiphaceae. The record is from the annotation of a GenBank genome assembly.
AUGUCACUUCAAGUUCCCACCAGAGAGAAAAUAAUUUCUGCUCAUGCAAACACUAAAGCUGUAAUUUUGGUGGGAGGUCCCUCGAGAGGAACACGUUUCAGACCUCUCUCGCUUGAUCUUCCUAAACCGCUCUUUGAAGUUGCGGGCCAUCCUAUCAUCUGGCACUGCUUGACCGCCAUCUCCAAAGUUUCUCAUAUCCAAGAAGUAUGCAUGAUCGGAUACUACGAUGAAAGUGUAUUUAGAGAUUUCAUCAAAGAUUCAAGCAAAGAAUUCCCUCAGUUGAAGAUAGUAUACCUUCGAGAAUACCAAGCUUUAGGAACAGCGGGGGGUCUUUAUCACUUCAGAGAUGCGAUUUUAAAAGGCAGACCGGAACGUUUCUUUGUUCUAAACGCUGAUGUAUGCUGUUCAUUUCCAUUGAAUGAUAUGCUUAAACUGUUCGAAGAAAAGGAUGCCGAAGCUGUCAUUCUCGGCACGCGAGUGACAGAGAAUGCAGCCAGUAACUUUGGAUGCAUAGUUUCUGACCCACAAACAUGUCGAGUACUGCACUACGUCGAAAAACCCGAAUCUCACAUUUCCAAUUUGAUAAAUUGCGGUGUCUACCUCUUCCUGACCGAAUGCAUUUUCCCUUCAAUUAAAAGUGCCAUUAAGAAACGCACGGAUCGCCCACGUCUCCUAUCAUAUCCAUCAUCUGAAAACCUUGAGUCUUCAUUUGUUCUCGAGGACGAUGAAGAGAAAAAUGAGGUGAUGCGGCUUGAACAAGAUAUACUCAGCGAUAUGGCUGACAGUAAGAGAUUCUACGUGCAUGAGACCAAGGAUUUUUGGAGGCAAAUAAAAACUGCAGGCUCCGCUGUACCUGCCAAUGCACUAUAUUUGCAGAAGGCCAUGCAAACUGGCUCUGAAGAGCUUGCUAAACCAUCCGCUAAUAUACUUCCUCCUGUCUUCAUUCACUCGACAGCAAACGUUGACCCAACGGCAAAACUUGGCCCAAACGUCUCUAUCGGACCUCGGGUAAUCGUUGGUGCUGGGGUCCGCAUCAAAGAAGCUAUUGUCUUAGAAGACUCGGAGAUAAAACAUGACUCAUGUAUCCUGAAUGCAAUAAUCGGAUGGAACAGUAGAAUCGGGGCAUGGGCUCGCGUAGAAGGUACUGCUAUGCCGGUUAACAGUCACACGACAAGUAUUGUAAAAAAUGGGGUUAAAGUGCAAAGUAUCACUAUUCUCGGUAAAGAAUGUGGUGUUGGAGAUGAAGUUCGGGUACAGAAUUGUAUAUGUCUACCCUACAAGGAAUUAAAACGAGAUGUCUGUAACGAGGUUAUCAUGUAA